Molecule: messenger RNA, 4679 nt
Organism: Pelagomonas calceolata
Lineage: Eukaryota; Pelagophyceae; Pelagomonadales; Pelagomonadaceae
Source: the annotation of a GenBank genome assembly
CGACGCUGCGCCCAGACGCAAGCCCCGUCGAGGCGAGCGACACGGCGGUGCAGUCUGGAACACAUCGCACGAGUGGCGUCCAACGCGAGGACGCGAGGACGCGCGCGCAGCCGACGGGGCAGCCCUAAGGCUCAGUGCUUGGGCGCCACCGAUACGCUGCUGCCGGCGCGGAGCCACAAAACAACCAAGAAAGAUGGUCGCCACGCUCCAGGGCCACCGCGACGCCGUCAAGGACCCGGCCCACCGCGCGAGAUUGUGGGCCCGGCCCGCCACGAGCGACGAGCCGCAGCAGGUCGACGCGCUGCUGACCUGGGUCGAGAAUUUAUGGAGGGAGCUCAAGAUCAAGGAGGAAGAUAGAUCGUUAUUCCUCGAAGCGAACAACCUACCUUCCAGAAAUUUAGUGGAUAGGCUCCAGCGCACCGUUUAUGCGGAGCUGGUGUCUGAACCGACAAAGCGGCCGAAGUCCGCGUCUUCUUCCAGACCCAAAACGGCGCCCUUCCCCGAUGCAAGGCGCCAGAAGGACGUCGACCAACGGUGCGCGCCGCUCGCCGCGCACGCGAGGUUGCUACUACGCUUCCGGAGGGCUACGCUACGCGCGUUGCGGGAGAUCGAGUCCCGAGAGAAGCUCGUCAAACGAGUCAAGGACUGCUUUCGAAGGUAUCGGGGCGCACCACCUGUCCCAAGAAGGAAGAAGCGCACGUCGACGAUUUACGACGACGACGACGAGGCCCAGCCGCCCUCAUCCGAAACGCAGAUCAAGGAGGCGCUGGCCGACCUGAAAGCGACCUUGCGACCGUUGAACGAAGCCACGGCGCGCGUCGUCGCCGCCGUCGCGGCGUGGCGCUGCUACCAGUGGCGGCCCGAGCCCUUCCUCUGGAAGGGCCGGGACUACCUCGAGAAAUGUACGACGGAUCUCCAUUUUCUCGGCGAGUGCGCCGCGCCCGAGGGCGUGCGGAAACCCGAUAGAAGACUAGCUGCCGCGUUAGGGCCCUGGGCGUCGCAUCCGGCCACGAACUGCGUCUGGUGGCACGAGCGGACCAAGUCCGAAUCCGCGCGCGAGGCGCAGAAAAACGCGGAGUUACGGGGCCGGGACUCGCUGAGGAGGUGGAUCCGCCACACGUUGGACGUUGCUGCGGCUUCUCGGGAGGAGGACCGGACUGCCGCUGCGGACGCUGCAGCUAGAGCGUGUCUGAAGUUGUACGCUCCUGGCAAAGGGGAUCUCCCGGACCUAAGCUCAGCGAGAACUUUAUUGCUGGACGAGCCGUGGCUGCGGAGCGGCGUCGAGAAGGAACGAGUCAGGAUGGCUAGAGCCAAGGUGCCUUUGCCUUGUUUGAGGUGGCUGCCACCUUGUGUCGAUGCUCCAGCAGUACUAGCGGCGGCCAACGUCUUCCACGGCGCCAAGUCGUACCAGCAGCUCCAGACGGCCGAGCGGCAAUUACGAGUACGCUGUGAGGGCGAAUUUACGAGAAGACUCAAAGAACGGGCCGCGACCGACCCGGACGCCUUCAAGAAGAAGAAGCGCCGGCGCCGACGACGGAAAUCCGUGGACGCGCCGGCCCCGGCGCCUCUGAAACAAGUGACGUUCCAAACGGCGCAACACGCGACGAUGGCCGCGAACAUCUUCGCGAAGAAGGACCAGUUGGGCUUGAGGAAGCUCCAGCUGUCCUUUAGACUUAGAAGAGAUAAAAGAUUGACGGAGAUCGCGCACGCGAAAAAGGCCGCGCAUGCGUUGAAGCGAAAACAACUGGCGCGGGGCGGUGCGGCUCUUACCUGCCUUGAAUUUGAUGAUAACAAGCGCUUUUCGUCGCAGUUCAAGGUGGAAGAUGACGUGGUCCGUCGACAGAUAGACUACCUGGACCUGAGGCUCGACGAGCCCCAGAAGCACUUCGACCUCGAGUCUCUACCUGGUCGCGGUGAUCGUGAUGGUCGCGGGUGUGAGUUGAGAGAAAGGCUGCCGCCCUGUUCCGGCGUGGAUGCUCCUAGGGAUGAGAUGCGGACCGAGCACUGGGAGAAAGGGCUCUUGUCGGGUGUCUAUGCCUAUGCGCGACCACCUUCUCUCACUCCAGCCGUCAAGGAACGGAAGAAGAAGCAGAAGGCGCGGUACAAUCAAGGCUGGGGCUCUUCACCUUCAAAGAAGAAGGCGCCGCCGGAGGCCCGCGCGCCGCCGACGCCGCAAGCGGACGAACCUGAUGAUGUACAGGAGGAGUUGCGCGCGGCGACGUACCACCCGAGAGAUGGGUAUUUGGUCGACGGGUCCAAGGCGUCGUCUGAGGAGUUAGUGUGGUGCUUCCGCAAGGGUCAACGGUUGGCACUGGUCAUGGGUCGCAUGCCCCACGAGAAAGUGCGGGCCAUGUGUACGGUCGUGGCGUAUGCGAAUGGUACCUAUUCCUGUGUUUGUGACGACGGCGAGGGGAUUACCCUGGACCCGACCGGGCAUCGCACGAGGACUCUUGAGAUUCCGCUAGACAAAAAACGGGAGGUCCGAGGUUUACAAAGAACGCAUAGGAUAGCGGAGGCGCCGGCGCCGGCGCCGUCCGCUUCAGAACCGUCCCUCGGCUUCGACAUCGAUGAAUCCAGAGAAGUCGCGCGGGUGGAUCCUGGCUCAUGGGCGGAAGAACUGGGCAUCGCCCACGGCUGGGUCCUGAAAUCCGUGGACAAGAACCGCAUCGCGGACCACCAGUCGUUCGUCGAUGCGGCGCUGACCAUCGCCAAGGUGAGGAGGAAAGGCUCGGUCCAAUUGGACUUCGAGGUCCCGUCGUUCGAACUGUGUAAACCAUCAGUUGAAUAUCAUACCGGACAAAGACUAACGGUGCUGUACCAUGGGCGAUGGCGCGACGCCAUGACGCUGAAGAAGCCGUGGGAAGAGCAUCCUCGAGUCGAGGAGCGGCACCGGCAUCGCUUGAGGGUCUUCAUGAACCAAUCACACGUAGAAACCUGCGUCCUCGGUUUGAAUCAUAUGAACCACGCGAUCCUGUUCGGGGAAGCGCCGGAUAAUGAAAAUGCGUAUCAGGCGUGGAAGGAAGAACGCCCAGAAUGGGGCGACAUGUUCGACGCCGUGCGCAGUAGAUGCUUGUCAAGGGAGAAGCGGGGCAAACGGAGGCAGUCCUACCACGCUCUGGUCAAUGGUCUAACGGGUCGGCCGAAGUGGGCCUCUGAUAAUUACGACGGCCCGAAGUAUCAAGCGGAGUCGUUCUCGAAGACGGCGCCGCGCGUCUACACGUGGAAGCGGCCGUCGGGCUGGGGCUACACGGAAGCGGCGCCGUGUGCGACGGACGGGACGCUGUGGGAGUCUAUAGCAGACCUCCCUUCCCUAGUCAAAGUUUUAUUGUCGAGGAAAGGCGACGAUCACAACCGGGGUUCGCAAUCGCAGUGCCGCGUCCUACUCGUCAAUGGGCCGCAGGAGGACACCGCGGCCCUCUCGAGGCAACGCCGCAUGUUGUUAGAACAACGAGCCUCGUUCCGACGGAGCCAAUCCUCCUUGACGCCUUCCCAUACGCCCGUAACCUCGAAGCGAGGUUCAUUUGACCAGACGCCGCCCGCGACACCAAAACACAACUCGGGAACGACAACGCCCAAGGAACCGAGCUUCUUCGAGGAGCAGCAGCGGCGCGCAGCUCGCGCCGACGAGUUGAUUGAGGCCAUCCCCCUGAACGAGAUCGGGGGCGUGGAAACCAAAAAGCUCAUGGCCGAGAUGGCCGUCAAGCAGGCCGUGCGCCAGCUCUGCGCGAACUGGCGCAAGCGCAGCAUGCAGAUGUAUGCUGAUGUAAGGACGUCAAAAGGCCAUCUUAGGAGUUUGAUGAUGGCGUUGUCUGCGACGCGGCAGUUCGGCGACCCGUCGACGCAUUUCAUACCUUACCUCGUGAAGGCUGGUAGCUUGCAUCGCGUGGCACGAAAAUCAGGCAAAGGUAGUGUGUUAGAACACUACUUCGAGACGUGCUACGGCCAGUCGUAUCGACCUAGAUAUAGGUUUUUACUACAAGCCCUGCACACGAACCGGUUGGUGCUGUUGAUCGACGCCACGGAUCAGAAAGAUAAUAAACAGAAGGCCGUCGAAGCCUUUACGGAGACGAGUGCGAAUUCCGUGGUGGACGAUUUCCUCCUGCAAAGGGUCGUGGUCGAAGUGCCGCGCUGCGUCAUCACGGGCGACUUCUCCGAUACGACGCUCGAAAAACUAAGGCAACGCUUCGCGACCUUGGAAGUGCGGCAAGGGUUAAAAAGUGACCACGACGACGGCCUGGACUGCUGGUACGCGGCCCAGAACGAGCACUUCUCCUUCGUGCCGUCCCAGAAGGAGGAUAAGGAGGACGACGAGGCGUCUUUUGGAUUGACGGCGGCGCCGUACCGCGGCACGGCUUUUGCUGAAGAAGAGGAUCUUUCACCGAUGAAGGUCUACGGGCCGGGCCGCAUCUACGCGGAAACAAGCUAUAGGUUGCUGCGGGGGUCGCAGGAUGCUUCCGAGGAGAACAAGGAGGAUCUGAUUGAGUUGUUGAAAACAACGAAGCGGCAGCCGAUCUUCGGCGGCAAAAUUGAAGAAGCGGCGGCCGGGCCCGUGAAGCGGAUGCCCGGGUCGCGGGCGAGCAGAGACUAAUGUGACAAUUAACAGAUAGGUAGACGUGGGCGGGGGGAAACAGACAAGGGGCCAUGCGACGCUAUCGCCGCGGCGGCGUACCGGUGGAGGC